This is a messenger RNA of Helobdella robusta, 1008 nucleotides long. RefSeq lists its product as hypothetical. The record is from RefSeq and is a predicted model, not a curated record. Bases 1 to 1008 code for a protein of 335 amino acids. Lineage: Eukaryota; Metazoa; Annelida; Clitellata; Rhynchobdellida; Glossiphoniidae. The transcript has a single exon.
AUGUCUGCAGCUAAUGGUGAGAAAUGUACAUGCAGAAAGUGUUUGAAAGAAUUAAAGGUGAAUAAAAAACGUGGAUGCUGUUAUCGAUGUAAUAGUAUUUUUCAUUUGGAAUGUACACUUUUGACUGAACCUAUAUGCGAGAUAGUUGAAGCGUAUAACAAUUUAAAAUGGUUCUGUGACGACUGUGUUGAAUCGUCAACCGAACUAAAAGGUUUUGAAUUCAAGAAAAUGUUCAAUGAUCUUGAGGCUGGUAGUGCUCAGAUUCUGCCAAAGUUGGAUAAAUUUAAUGAUGAACUCCAACAAGAAAUGAAUAAUAUUAAAGCAAGUCUUAUGUUAAAUGAACGUACAUUGUUUCGACUUGAUAAUAAUGAAUCGUCAGUUCGUAAUGAAAUAACAAACUUGAAAAAUGAAAUGGGUAAUACGUUCGCUGACAUUGUUAAGCGAGAAGUUAAAACCAAUGUCAAUGUAAUCAACAAUGAGAUGGGUACCACAUUUGCCGACAUUGUUAGACGUGAAGUCAAAGACCGUGUUGAUGUCAUUAAUGAUGGAGUAAAGGCUGUACAUAAAACGUUAAAUGAUGCAACUAUACUUAAAGAGAGAGAAUUGAAUUUAGUUUUCUUCCGCCUGGAUGAGGGUAAUAGCGACCGUUCUAAUAUUAUGAAAAUAUUAAAACAUCUAUCGGACGAGACAUCUGAAAAAGACAUUGUCAAAGUUAUGAGACUCGGAAAAAAGAAAGAUGGUGCUGUUCGACCGAUAUUGGUAAAAUUUGAUAAUUUGAAUGUCAAAAAUAACAUCAUGCGGAACGUCUCCAGAAUGAAGUCGUUGUCUGAAGAGUUUAAACACAUUGGUCUUAGCCAUGAUUUGACUAUUGACCAAAGGAAGGAGCACAGGGCUCUGGUUGACAAGGCAAAAGUGGAUGAAGCAGCUGAUAAGUCGGGUUUUUUAUACAGAGUAGUGGGGCCAGUGAGAAGGUGGAGGAUUGUAACAUUUCAUCCGGAGAUAAAGUAA